Coffea arabica (coffee) is the source of this 1195-nucleotide messenger RNA. RefSeq lists its product as uncharacterized. The record is from RefSeq and is a predicted model, not a curated record. NCBI's taxonomy places the organism in Eukaryota, Viridiplantae, Streptophyta, Magnoliopsida, Gentianales, Rubiaceae.
UAGUUUGCUUUGGUCCAAAUGGAAUUUUUGUUUCCCACUUCAUAAUCAAAAUCAUUACGGUUAAGUGGGACGGAAUCUUUAAUAAAGUUGCACAUAUUCACAUCUUCUUAAUCCAUCAUCACCAUAUACGUAAUGUAACUACCCCCCGGAGUACAUUAUUUAACUCUGCGUGGGAUAAUUAUUUAGUGAGAUUCAUUGGUUCAUAAAUUUUAAGAGAAAUGGGCAACAAUAUUACAGGAGCAGGAGGAAGAAAGAAGGCAAAGGUAAUGAAGAUUUCCGGUGAAACCUUCAAACUGAAAACACCUGUAUUAGCUUUUGAUGUGGUUAAGGACUACCCGGGUCAUGUUUUGUUGGAAUCAGAAGCAGUAAAGCGACAUGGGAUCAGAGCAAAGCCAUUGGAGCCUCGAGAAGAGUUGAAGCCCAAGAAGAUAUAUUUUCUUGUGGAAUUGCCAAAGCUGCCCGAAGAAAGAGCGCCAAGGAGAGCAAGGUCUGCUGUUCACAUGAACGCUAAGGACCGGCUCGAGUGCCUGAUGUUGUCAAGAAGAUCAGGCUCUGAUGUUUCGGUUCAGAGACAAAAUCCAGCAGGGCCUGUUCAGGUUAAGAUGAGGCUGCCCAGAACCCAAGUAGAGAAGUUGGUAGGAGAAAGCAGAGAUGAAACAGAGCUUGCUGAAAGAAUUGUUGAUCUUUGCAUGAAGAAUUAAUUUUUUCUGAUCAGGAAAUGAGUAGUCCUAAUUCCAUUACCCCGUUUAAUGGAAGAAACCCAAGUUUGGUUGCCUUGGUGUACAGAGAGAUUCACGAGACAUGAAGGAUUAAGUUGUUAGUUUGUUUUUGGGUAAGUUUUGAGCAAAUCCUUUAAAUUUGUGUUUACUUCUUCAUUGGUUUUGCUCAGACAUAUGUUAGCUUGUUUGACAGUAGUUUUGAUAAAAACCUUCGAGCCUUCCUAUUGCAAAAGGACUGUAGUCUUCGAAGAUUUACCACCUAUUGUCUUGACAAAUUACGGCUUGGCAGAUUACAUCCUACAAUUUUGCAGGCCUAUAUCCUACGGUUUUUUGUUUGUCCCCUCCUCUUUUCUCUUUGAUAUUUGGGUGCAUUUUUUUCCCUCGUUGCAUUUCGGAGGGACUGGCCUUCUAGGCUGUUUAUGAUUUUUUUUUCUGCUACUGAAUGCAUUAGCAGAGUGGUUCAGUUGUUUUUAUCA